AUGUUUGGCGGUGGUGCGUCGGCGGAUGCUGCGCCGGCUAGCUCGCCGUUCAUGGCCGCGGCUUCGUCGAGCAACGGCAUCGGUGACGACGAGCCGGCUCCGCUGAAGGAGUGGAAGGCGGAGCGUGCGCAGCUCAUUUCCAGCCUCGAGGCAGAGGCCAAGGCGACCAAGACCGCAAACGCGGCUCGCGCCAAGGAGGAGCUCGCAGAGUUUGUUGCCGAGCGCACAAAGGUCAUCGGCGGGACCGCCAAGGCCAACCGCGACGCCGAGGAGGCCGGCCGCGAGAACCGCGAGAACACCGUCCAGCCCGGUGAGGAGUGGGUCCGCGUCAACGACCUCGUCGACUUUUCGCGCAAGGCCUCGUCCGAUGUCUCGCGCAUGCGCUCGCUCUACAUCUCGCUCAAGUCCAACCCGCCGCCGGCUGCUGCUCUGGCAUGAGCCGUGCCAAUCUUUCCCUCCUCUCCUUCCCGCCGUCUGCUCUAAACCCCGAAACUGAUGG
Thecamonas trahens ATCC 50062 is the source of this 499-nucleotide messenger RNA. RefSeq lists its product as uncharacterized. NCBI's taxonomy places the organism in Eukaryota, Apusomonadida, Apusomonadidae. The record is from RefSeq and is a predicted model, not a curated record. Gene Ontology annotation, biological process: intracellular protein transport; clathrin-dependent endocytosis; clathrin coat assembly. The transcript has a single exon. The coding region runs from base 1 to 438 and encodes 145 amino acids. Gene Ontology annotation, molecular function: structural molecule activity; clathrin heavy chain binding. Gene Ontology annotation, cellular component: clathrin coat of trans-Golgi network vesicle; clathrin coat of coated pit; plasma membrane.